Molecule: messenger RNA, 9786 nt
Organism: Silurus meridionalis
Lineage: Eukaryota; Metazoa; Chordata; Actinopteri; Siluriformes; Siluridae
Gene: ankfn1a
Product: ankyrin repeat and fibronectin type III domain containing 1
Exons: 24
Coding region: 2158-6306 (1382 amino acids)
Biological process (GO): regulation of establishment of bipolar cell polarity; establishment of mitotic spindle orientation
Cellular component (GO): spindle
Molecular function (GO): protein binding
Source: RefSeq, a predicted model, not a curated record
AAACAACCAUUCAUGGCCCAUGAAGGCCAACAGGGUGCCACAUCAUCCCAGAAAGCAAAACAAAUCAUUGGGCCACAGCUGCAAGGGCAAACAGUGUCCUGGACACGCUGCCAUGAUGUGGAUUACUGACAGAUGUCCUAAACCAUCUAUACGCUUUCAUCCUCUCCAAACUCCAGUUGCUUAUAAUCUGACUCUAAAUCUACAUCCGUGUAAACUCCAUACACAGAAUACAAGUGGCUCUUUCCUCCAACUUCCUGACUGCACAGAGACAUACUACACAGGAAAAGAAGAUAUUGUGUUCUAAUUUUUUUUUAAAGAACAUGUGAACAUCUCAGUAACACUCAAUAAUUGUAUGCGUUUUAGGUUCUAGUCAGCAUGCCAGAUUGUAGCUUUAUUUGUAUAUACACAGAGUAAAAAUACACAUAUAUUUUUGUUCUGCAAAAUACAGAGGAAAUUUGUCUUUGAGGCCUGUUUUAGGUACUUUCAAUGAGUUUAACAUGACAACAUGCAAAACAUACAACAUACAAAAGACUCAUCCUUCGGGGAAACAACAUAGUUUCUAUGUAAGCUUGUGAAAAAACUUUUGCAUAGCAUAAUAAAAGAAACAAACAAAAAACUGUACAAUGUACAGAACAUUUUAACUAACCCACAGCUAGGUUUUCCAGCUGAAAUAUCCAGCUCUGCCUGACCAGUUACCAGCUCCUGGCAACACAGAGCAAGCUGGUAAAAGCUGCUUCUAAAUUACUGCUAAUGAUGUAUUGAAAAUCUGCCCUGCUGAAAAAAAGCAACAAUAAAAGCGUUAAACAAAUUCUAAUAGUUUCCACUACAAAUUACAAACCAUCAACUAUUAACAAUUACAACCAUGCCAAAUGAUUUCCAUUAUGUAACGUGUUUGCAACAUCUUUAAUGAAAAAACCUAUUGUAGAAACUGUGGAAUCUGGAUGCUUACUGAUGUCCUAAUGGUGUUAAGUGAAUGUGUGAUCUACAGUUGCCAUAGUUGUUUUUAUUAUUCACUAGACAUAACAUGCAAUAGAACAACAAAGUACUGUACCAGUAGAGAGCUACAGGUACGAAUUAAUUCUAAUAAAACCGAUGUUAUAUCAUUUAUAACUAUAAAAAUUGUUUUACACUGCAUAAAUUAAAUAAGGAUUUAUAUAUAUAUAUUUUUUAAGUUGUUUAAUCAAUCAGUAGGCCUAAGGAAUAUGCCAAAAAAGUCUGAUUUGAAAAUGUUAUGCAACUGAUUUAAACUGAGAACAGUUUAAAUCCAGUAGUUUCUAUAACAUUCUGAACUCUUCAAAAUGUUUUUCCCUUUAUAAUGCACUUAGACAUAUUAUAGCUGCUUAUUAUAGGAGGAUUCAUCUGAUUCAUCCAGAUGCCCUACACUUUAUGGAGUUAUCUUUAGUUGGACAUCAUGCAGUGCAGCUGAGGAUGGUUCCACGUGAACAGCCCAAAAAUCCAUGAAGUUCCCUUUUGAGUCUGGUUCCUCUCAAUGUUUCUUCCUCAUAUCAUCUCUGGGAGUUUUCCCUUGUCACCGUCACCACUGGCUUCCUCUUUAGGGAAGAACUUAAGUGUUAAACUUAUACGUAACAUAUCAAUUAAUAUUUUAUAACCUAUUUAUCGCCGUAAAGCUGCUUUGGGACAAUGUCCAGUGUUAAAAUCGCUAUACAAAUAAAACUAACUUGACUUGAUAGCCAUCUCUGCCAGACUGACUCUGCCAUGUCGAGAUGAAAGAUGGUUUUUACAUUCCAUGCCCACUUCUGCUUCACCAUAGUGCAGCUUUAUCAAUGUGGGAUUCUAUCCAAGCUCCGAAGAGAGCCAGUUGAAGCAGUCAUGCGAGUCUCUGCUCAUAAGCGAUGAAUCCUGGGGAUGAAGAUGCACUGUUUAUCUAAACUCCACAGCCUAAUUACUGCAGCUUCGCAAUUUUCCCUUUGCAACUACACAAAUAUUUCCUGUCCAAAGCUGUCUUCCCUCCGGCGUCUGUUCUUUCUGAAGCUCGGACUCUCUGAUUCUCUCACUCCUUCUCUCUCUCUCUCUCUCUCUCUUUUUCUCUGCAACGUCUAAACGAAAUCGACAUUUCAAAAUAGCUCAGCGAAAAAAAAAGAAACAUUAAAACUUUGACAGAGAGCCGAGUGCGGAAUAUGAGACGCUACUCUAGACAUGGAAAGUUUUCUUUUCGCUGCAAAGAAUAAGUGCCAGAUGACAGAGGGUGCAGAGAUUGGGUCACUUCCUGAUGCCGAACAGGGACCCUACAUGAGAUGGCUCAACAUGGCUUAUGAACCUGAGAAGACAUGCCUGUUGAUUCCUCGGGAAUCGCGAGCAUCCUGUGUGUUCCACACGGCAGAUGAGAAAGAUGAGAUCCCAGGCAUCGGAGAGGACAGUGUUUUAGAGAUGCUGAGUUACUCUAAGUUCAUGGAUCUGGAGUCGUGGCUGUGUAUGCCAUCAACAUUGCUGCCCAGGAGCUUGGACUCGACCUGCUCUGCCUCACCAGUGUCCACCGAUAGCGAAUCUGGAGAUGCUGAAAAUAGCAGACCCCCAGAGAGGAAGUCUAUCUAUCUGAACCACUCCCCAGAAAGGGAAAACUGUCAUGUGCCACCUCUCCGCACUGUGCCAGUCUCUGUGACCCCUCAGUCCCCUGUGGCCCUGCAGACCUCCACUCCAGCUCAGAAGCCAGGCACACUCUCUUCAAAGCAAAGUGCAAGUGUAAGGAAGAGGCGGCGUCUAGCAGCCAGCCCUGGAGGAUUGCACUGGAACGCUUCAGGCUCAGUGCUGCGUGAAUACGAGCGAGGAGAGGCGGCCGCUGCGUUGCAGGUGAAACGCGUCCCUAAACCUUUGGAGUCUGCGAAACCUGGUGCAGAGCUGUGGGGGGACAGAGCAGCACUCAGGAAAUGUGUGUCAGUGGAUGACAGCCUGCUGCAGCAGACGCCCACAGAGCCUGGUACACUGCUGAGCCGCCUGGAGAGAGGAAAGAAGAAACUCAGGAACAUCCACAGCCUCGCGGAGACUGGAAGAUACGAAACCCGUAAAAAAUCCGAGAGUAAGAUUUCCCGCUUGGCUCAGAGACUCAACCAAAGGCAGAGAGAUGCCGCGCUGAUCAAGGACUUUCGGCCGCUUCUCUACUUCAGCGUUUCUCCAGGGAGCUCACAGAGCCUUGACAGGAGCUUCUGCGUCAAUAUGACCCAGCAGAUGCAGAACCUCCAGCUGAGCCACAGUAAGAAGGGGGCUGCGCCUGCUUCCCCCAAUGCAGCCAAGCGCCUUUACCGCAACCUCUCUGAAAAGUUCAAGGGCAGCCACUCGUCCUUUGAGGAUGCUUACUUCUUUGGCCGAUCAGAUCGCAUCCGCAAAGCCUCGAAUAUUCAGAGCAGUGAGGCUCUGUUUGAGGCUGUGGAACAGCAAGACCUGGAUGCUGUACAGAUCCUUCUGUUCCAGUACACAGCAGAUGAACUGGAUCUCAAUACACCCAACAGCGAAGGCCUGACCCCGCUCGACAUCUCCAUCAUGACCAACAAUGUGCCAAUAGCCAAGCUGCUGCUCAAAGCAGGGGCCAAAGAGAGCCCACAUUUUGUGAGUCAGGAGAGCCGCGAGGCUCAUCUCUCGUCGCUGGUGCAGGAGGCUCAGAGGCGAGCGAGCGAUCUCUCCACACAGGUGAUGAGAGAGAGCCUCAGUCUGGAGACAUCAGACAAGGAGAAGCAGCUCAAGGCCUGGGAGUGGAAAUGCAAGCUGUACAAACGCAUGCGCACUGGGUUUGAGCACGCACAGGCUCCAGAGACCCCGACAGCUGUGCGUUUAACUGUGAGCAGCAGCACAUCCCUCACUGUCACAUUUCAGGAGCCGGCGAGCAUCAAUUCAGCUGUGGUCACCAAAUAUAAAGUGGAGUGGAGCUGUCUGAAAGACUUCUCUUUAUUAGCUGGAGAACUGAUCCUUGAAAAUCUGCAGUGUCUUAAAUGCACCGUUACAGGCCUAACAACGGGAAGGCAAUACUAUGUACGUGUGUCUGCCUACAACAUGAAGGGAUGGGGCCUGUCACAAACCUCUCAACCUCCUUGUGCUGCUCCAUCAAACUGGAAGGAGAGCGAUGGCAGAGAGUCUCGGUGGAGAGGGCACAUCGAGGCCAUGGAGAGACUGCUCCAGCAGGUCCGCGCCACACACCAACACUACAGCUGUGGAGACACAUCGAAGCUACAGAACCCAAGUCGCAAGCAAUCAGUCUCUAGGAGCCUGAAACAUCUCUUUCAUUCCUCCUCUAAAUUUGUCAAAACUCUCAAAAGGGGGAUCUACAUAGCAGCAGUGUUUUAUCAUAAGGACAGUCUACUGGUGACUAAUGAGGAUCAGAUACCCAUCGUGGAGGUGGAGGACUCCUACAGCAAUUCCCUCAUGCAGGACUUUCUGUGGUUUACCAAGCUUUCGUGUAUGUGGGAGGAUGUCCGAUGGCUCAGGCAGAGCAUGGCUGUUUCCACCUCGUCUUCGUCCACACUGCAGUCCAGGCAGAAGAUGCUGACUGCCGCCGGCCAGCUACAGAACCUUCUGGGCACGCACAACCUAGGCCGCGUCCACUACGAGCCUAUUAAAGACCGCCAUGGCAAUGUACUGUUAGUGACAGUCAGGGAGACAGACAGCUCAUAUUCCUUCUUCAAUGGCAAGUGGAUGCAGGUGUCCAAACUACAGAGCCAGAGAAAGUCUCUGUCCACACCGGAAGAGCCCUAUGCCCUGGACAUUCUGCUCAUCACCAUACAGGACAUUCUGGCGUACCAGCGGCGAAGUCAGCAUCGUCUGUCUCCAGGCCUCUAUCUGGGCUACUUGAAGCUCAGCAGCUCUGUGGAUCAGAUCAAGGUCCUGGUCCCACAGCGAACACCCAAUAUGCUUUGCCAUUCCAAGAUUAGAGACAACUGGAACGUCUCCAGAGAUGAGUGGGAAUGGCUGAACACUCUGUCUGGCCCUGAGGAGGUGGAAAGAGCAGAUCAGGCGGCAGACUGCAACACUCCUUUGCUCUUCUGUGAGCUCCAGACAGCCAUUAAAAAUCUGCUGCGCCAGAUCAAUCUACCUCUGCAUCAGGCUAAGCACUUCCGUCUCUACACACAGGAGGUGCUCGAGUUGGGUCACAAUGUGUCCUUUCUUUUGCUGCUGCCUGCCUCAGACGCUGUGUGCACGGCCCCGGGCCAGACCAAUCCCUACACACCCCACUCGGGCUUCCUCAACCUCCCUCUUCAAAUGUUUGAGCUCGUUCACUUCUGUGCAUAUAAGGAAAAGUUUAUAAGCCUGUACUGCCGCCUGUCCUCUGUGCUUGACCUGGACGCCUUGAUAACCCAACAGGCUUUGAGAGAGGCCAUUACAGAUUCGGAACUGUCCAUUGCUAAACAACGACACCAACAUAUACUCGACUAUAUUCAGCAAAUGGAUGAGAUGUGGCGAGAUAUCCGCUGGAUCACUGAUGCCCUGCAGUAUGCCCGCUAUAAACAGCCUCUGGGCGGUGUGCCUGUCACAUGGCUGGUGGAUGCCAGCUUAGAACCUGUAACACAGAAGUACGACUCAAUCUCCUCCAAUGCAGACUACUUGCCUACCCCCUCUCCUUCACCUGAGUUAAGAAGAAAGGCUACAGAUGACUUCCAGGCAGCCUCAGAUGAAGAAGGCUGCUCUGAAGUCUUUCUUCCUACAGACAGUGACUAUGAUUCGAGUGACGCACUGAGCCCAAGAGAUCUGGACCUGGUUUAUUCUUCAGCCCAGGAUCUAUCCCAUCAGGCUGUGCACACACUGAGUGGCAGUGCCCCUGAUGUCCUGCAGAUGCACGAUCUCAAACCCAGCACCUGCUCUAAGCCGAUGCUGGAGACUGAAUCCUUUACUAAAGACCUAGAGGAACUGUCCCUGUCCUCUUACUCUAGCAGAUCGUCAGAAAAAAUGUCUCGUUACAAACGCAAGCUGCUGUCUAGGAGCCAGCCACAGAGGCCCUGCUUCAGCGGAAACCAUCGCUGGCUGAGGGUCCAGAGUGAGAACCAGACACCUUCACUUUCAGAAGGGGUGUACACUCGGCAGAGCGAGCUGGACCUGCCUCUAGAGCUCCCUGUCUCUUUCACACACUCCUCUUACAGCAUGGAUGAUUGGAAGUCCAGUAACAGGGAGAGUAAACCCACAGUGCGUAGGAUCUUUGUGGAGUCUUGCAGUGAGACCUCCCCAAGCAGCGAUGGUGCUCGGUGGCCAGAUAAAAAGGACGAGGCACAAGGAGGAGCUGCAGGAGUAGUGACAGCAGUUCAGGAAGUGGACUCAGAUGACCAAACCAAUGAGCUGGUUUCUGAAAUACUCAGCAGCACUCUCUAGAACCAUCAUGUAUUAUUGGAAAAGCCUACACACCCCUUUUAGAACGGCAAAAAAGGAGCCAAGAUAAAUCAUUUCAAAGCUUUUUCCAGUUGCAAAGUGAAAUUGUGGCAUACAAAAUGAUGUGAAAAACAAUUGGAAGGUUUUUAUUAUUAGAAAAAAGGAAAAAUACACUAACCUACUUGCAUAAGUGUACACUUUUUAAAUUAUUGUUUUCUUGUUACACCAAUCAAGUCAUUUUGGUUAAGAGUCUAGCAUAGUGCCAUGUCUUAAUUUGGCAAUAUUCUCUCACUCUUUUUUUAGAGCCAUCAGAUUGUAGGAACAUCUUCACUGCACAUCCUACUUCAGGUCACCCCAGAGAUUUUUAAUUAGAUCACGGUCUUCUUUAUGCCAUUGUCAUACCGAAAGUUUAAAUGCUGUCAUCUUCAGCUUAAUAGCAGACACCUGAAAGUUUUACACUAAAAUCAGCUGGUAUUUGUAGAUAUUUAUUUUAAAAAUACAGUACUGGCUGAAUAUAAACAGCUUUAAAGCAUGAUGCUGUCACCGCCAUGCUGUAUUGUGGAUACGGUGGGUUUUGUUUGAAAUUUUUUGGACCAAUCAUACCUUUUUAGAAUUAGAAAUGAUGAUACCCUUUGGGAUUGGGCUCUUUAACAUUUACAUUUAUGGCAGCUUGCAGACACCUUUACCCAGAGUGAUAUACAGUCUCAUUUAUACAACUAAGCAGUUAUGGGUUAAGGGUCUUUGCUCAAAGGCCCAGCAGUGGCAGCUUGGUGGUGCUGGGAUUUGAACUCACAACCUCCUGAAUAAAAGGUUCAAUAUGUAGAGUGCAAUUGGUACUAAUUGAUAUUUCUGUAGCUCCGUUACUGUUGCUGUAGGUCUCUUGGCAGCCUCCCUGGUAAGUUUUUAUCUUAUCCUUUUAUGCAUUUUAAAGGGACAUCCUGUUCUUGGUUAUGUCACCAUGGUGUUUUAUUUUCUCUAUUUGUUGAUGAUUUUACAGUGUUCCAUGGUACAUAUAAUGUAUUGGAAAUUCUCGUAAAUUACUUUUGAACACAAGCUUGAAUGCAGUUGGUUCAAUCUGAACACAGGAACAUACCCAUUUAUAAAAGGGUUUAAACACUUAUGAAACUAGGUUAUUCAACCGUUUUUUUAUUUAUUUUUUAUUUUUUUUGUUCUCUCUCUCUUCAUUUUCCCUUAAAUAUUUGAGAAUUGUUUUGGUAACUUAAUACAUUUUAAUUUUACACUGAAGGUGAAAAAAGUUCUGACGAUUUUAUUUAGUUACAUUUUUUUUACAAAUUUGUUUCAAUUUAUUAGGGGGUGUGUAGACCUUUUAUAUCCAUUGUAUGUCAUGUUGAUGAGUUUUGUCAUAUCACCACCAGACAGCCUCUAAGUGUAUACAGUUAUAGAAUGCAGACUCUCAGUGUUGUAGUAUGUGGAAAAUUCUUAAUAGAAUGUGCAGAAAGAAAGAAAUAAGUUGCUGGUCAACUCUGUAGAACUCAUAAACUGUGGCUAUGACUGUUAAUAUACUUACUAUAAAUGCAACAUGAAAUAAAGUGCUGCUUUAACCUCUGAACUUGAAAAUGCCUCUGCAGAGACUGAUAGGACAGGUGAAAAGGAGUUCCCCAAAACUUUAGAAUCGGCUUUCACAUUCAGUUUUUACAUGAGAGAUAAAUCAGAUGUCAGUCUGCUUUACCUGAUAAAUCAUUAGUGGCAGAUAUAUUUAAAGAAUAAUUUUUCAUGAUCUGAUGGUGCUGAAAAAAAAAACAGUUCACCUUGUAAAAUCUGCCUUCCAGACACCUAUAAGCCAUUUCAAAUAACAACGGGCUCUGAAUCUGAUAGUAAACUAUCCAAUCACCUUCUAUUAGGAAUUUUAAAUCACUUGCUCUAGAAGGUGUGAAAUGGUUUUUGGACGCUUUUGACUUGUCCACUUUAUCUCAGAAGCUAAAUGUAAUAAACAGGCAGAUGUCCUUCAUAAACAUAUUUCUUGACUUGCAUUCUGUUUACCUCUUCUGAAUGAUUUGUGAUGUACAUUUGCUAUAAUUCUAAGUGUCAACAGUGUGAAGGGUCUUUUUUUUUCUUUUUUUUUGGCUGAUCGCUAUCUUGCUGGCAUUAAAAAACUAAUCAAAACCACUCAUGUUUUAUGAACAGGCACAUAAAAAGUGCACUUUAGAGACCUGUUUACAUCCUUUGUGCAGCAAAAUGCAGGGAUUAUUGACAUUUCUGUUCUGUUGGCCCUGUAAAAAAAAAAAAAAGAAAUGGAAAAAAAAGUUACUCAUAAUUGUUUUGGUAUCUCAUAAUUUUGUUUUUAUUUUUGGUACUGGACAUUUGUACCAUUUUCUAUGAAGGGUAUGCACCACUUUUUGGAUAGCUGUAUUAAAGUAAGAUUAGUAUUAAAUAUUAAAAUAAAACUUCAAGGAUUAUUUUGACUCUUGGUGUUUUCAAAGCUACAGAGACUUGAAGUGUAUGAAGAAUAAUAUCCUUAAAAAAGAAAAAACUAAACAAAAAAUGCUGCCUGUGGAUUCAGUACUGCACUGAUAGUGGGGUUGUAUUCAUUCAGCCACAAUAUAUCUCUCUGUAAAUGUAUAAUGGCGAAUUCAAUACAGUUUCACUUUAAUAAUAGUAUGUAGAAUAUACUGGAGGUUUAAUACUGGGGUAUUUGAAGACAAAGCGGUUGUCAGGGCGAAAAUGACAGUACAGGCAGCUUAAUGUGAGCAACAUUGUGAAUUUGUCUGUUGCACUGUUAUGACCUGUCGAUGUUACAGUGUAUUAAAAAAUAUGUAUUUGCACGUUGUUUCCUCAAAAAGAAAAGUUUCUACUGCACUUGUGUCCUCUUAAAGAUAAUAAAACUGUUUCAUCAUCCCAAUUUCUGUACAGUGAUGUCAGUUGAACUAAUGAUGAAAUGCACUACUUUAUCAUGUGUGUGUGUGUGUGUGUGUGUGUGUGUGUGUGUGUGUGUGUGUGUGUGUGUGUGUGUGUGUGUGUGUGUGUAUUUACAUUAUGUGUUCUGCCUGAUCCCUAAUGAGUAAAGAAAUCACUGCAAUUACUUUUGUUAAAAACAAUCGUCAUUCCAGAUAAGGUUAAAUGAUAUAACUUUGUCAUGAUACCUUUAUACUGUGCACACAGCAAGCCAAAAGCAUUUGAGAGCAGCGUAUCUGUAUAUUUUUGAAUUAUGCAUUUAUUGAUCCAGAUAAUAUAUUUGUGUAUCAUAUUUUUGACAGUUGUUGUCUAUUACUCCUGUUUUAGUUGUUGCCCAUUAGCUUUUGCAAUGCACCUGAAUCUGACCGUGUGGUAGUUUAUGAACAGAAAAAAAUCAUCAAUGCAUUGUAGAUAUGCUAUGUGUGUCUGACAUCACUUAAACAAAAAAGAUAUCUCUUAUAACUUUACUUUUCAUUGAAGUAGUUUUGUUGACAGGAUUAUGAAUGUUUGUACCUCUAAAUGUGUAAUGUUCUAAUCGAAAAUAUAAAUAAACUGGACAUUUUUUAAUGA